This is a messenger RNA of Podospora pseudocomata, 1632 nucleotides long. It is a transcript of the gene CKB1, whose product is annotated as casein kinase 2 regulatory subunit. Gene Ontology annotation, biological process: regulation of transcription by RNA polymerase III. The record is from RefSeq and is a predicted model, not a curated record. Gene Ontology annotation, cellular component: cytoplasm; protein kinase CK2 complex; UTP-C complex. Gene Ontology annotation, molecular function: protein kinase regulator activity. The transcript has 2 exons. The coding region runs from base 306 to 1319 and encodes 337 amino acids. NCBI's taxonomy places the organism in Eukaryota, Fungi, Ascomycota, Sordariomycetes, Sordariales, Podosporaceae.
CGAAGGUGGGGCCCACAGAAGGGCCCAAGGCUUCCUAUCGGAAAUGAGGCUUUGACGACUUCUGAAGCAACCACAAGCAAGCAUCGUCCCACCGCUCCCUGCAGCAUCCCAGCCCAAACCGACGCGCAACAGCAUAGUCAAUAAUGAUCAGAACAUAGAAUAUCUCGAGAUCAACUCUCCCAACGUCCUCCCGCGACGAGACUACUACCACCUCAAAUAAUACCUCUCUCAGUCACCAGGACAGAGCUGUCUGCGCGCGCAAAGCAGUUUCUGAUCAAGUAAUUCCUAGCAAGCGAAAACACACCAUGUCGACCUCUUCCGGAUCACCAGAGUCCUGGAUCUCUUCCUUUUGCUCCCUCCUCGGCCACGAAUACUUUGCCGAAGUGUCAGAGGACUUUAUCGAAGAUGACUUCAACCUCACUGGUCUUCAAAGCCAGGUGACUAUGUACAAGGAGGCGCUGGAGAUGAUUCUCGAUGUUGAACCAGAAGACGAUGAGGAUGACGAGGACGAGGAAGAGGAGGACGAGGAGGACAUUUCAGGAGAUGGACGAGAUGGUCUUGCCGGUCGCCAUGAACGCCGACACCACAGCCGCAUAGCUAGCGACCUAUCGGUCAUUGAGUCCUCGGCCGAGAUGCUCUACGGCCUCAUCCACCAGCGGUAUAUCUGUUCCAGGGCCGGCAUCCAGCAAAUGUCGGAAAAGUACGAGCUCAGUCACUUCGGAGUAUGCCCCCGGACGAACUGCAACCAGACGAGAACGCUGCCAGUUGGCCUCUCGGAUACGCCUGGUGAGGACACGGUCAAGCUCUUCUGCCCAUCGUGUCUCGACGUCUAUGUACCCCCUAACAGCCGAUUCCAAACGGUCGAUGGGGCCUUCUUUGGCCGCACCUUUGGCGCUCUCUUUCUUCUCACCUUCCCAGAUUACGACUUGACAAAGUCAGGAGGCGAGCAGCUUGCGAACCUUACUCGGACUGACGAGUCGCUAAACAUCAAUGGCAUGUGGGCGCGGAAUAUUGCGCCUGGUCUGGGCAAAGGCAGGGUCUACGAGCCAAAGAUUUAUGGUUUCAGAGUUUCGGAACUGGCACGCUCCGGGCCACGAAUGCAAUGGCUGCGGAAAAAGCCAGAGGAUAUCACGGUGCUGGACGAAGCCCGUCACUUUGCUGAAGAGGAUGGUGACUCGGAUGACGAUGACGAGAACAUGAACAUGAGUGGGAGACCGGUGGCCAGGAGACGUCGACCAGGAAAUGCGAGGGUGAAGAGACAAGGGCAAAAUGGGAGCCCCAUGGCCACCGAGGCCAAUGGCGCCGAAUCGGAACUCUAGUUGGUUGGCAUAACAUGGCAUAAGCAUAAAUCUUGAGCGAACGUUUUGUUUCUCUUCUUUCUGUUGCGAAUCUGGAGUGCAGUGCUUGUAACAAAACUGGCGUCAGCCAUACAAGCAAGCAUUCAAGCAUGGUUAGGCGUUGUGCUCGGCUAUUUCCCACCGUGAGACUGGGAAACGACGUCUGUUGGCGGCCAGCAGAUUGUAGACAGCGUUGGAUGCUGGAUGGUUGGUUUGGUUUUGGGAUGUAAUGGGAGUAUUGGGCAAUGAUAGACAAUUGAAGGCAAUUAUUUCUACAAGAGGGAAAGAUCUGAAU